UAUUAUUGAUAGGUUACAAACUGAUUCACAUAUUUUUCAUAUGUGAAGAAAUAUUUUUGGUGGGGCGGGUAUGUGUAUGAGUAUGGGGCGGGGAGGCUAAAACCAUACCCGCCCCAUACCCAUCAAAUUUUUUGUGGAUUUUACCCAUACCCGCCCAUAUCCAGUCAAUACAGGGAUUCCCGCGUUGACUGAGUCGGGAGGCGGUCGGAUAUCCGUGAGCAUGGGUUUGAUUGCCAUCCCUAGGGGCUGGUUUCUUCAAAAUCUACAAGUUCGGCUACUCAUUUGCUUGUGACCAAACUCCAAUAUGAUCAAAUGAAUGCAAUUUCCAAACAUCCCAAAAGAAUUGACACUACCAUUCGAAUAUUUCAUUUGCAUGACAUGCACCUAAAUAUAUUUCAAAAAAAGGGAAGGAAUUCCAAGGCAACAAGCAGCAAAGCUUCGCUCUUUUCUUUCCACCCCCACAAAAGCACCAAUACCAAGAAGCUGAACAGCAUUCAUUUCCCCUUUCAUUUGCUUUCCUCUCUUUUUCAGGUACUUCCAACUUUAUUACCUCUCUGUGUUCUACUUCUUCUUAAGCCAAUUCCCUCUUCUCAUUCAUCCUCAGCGCCAUCCACUAUAUCUAUCUAUCUCUACACAAUUGAGAAGAAGCAAAUACCUCUCUCUAAUGGCGUCCGCAGAAGGAAAAACAGAGCCUCCCAAACCAGAGCCUCCUCAAACAGAGUGCCCUCCAGGUAACCAAGGAGUUCCAGAAGAGAAGGAAAAUACCCCCAAUCCUCCUCCAGAGCCAGCUCUGAAAUACAAGACAUGGGUUUUGAAGGUCUCUGUUCACUGUGAAGGAUGCAAAAGGAAAGUGAAGAAGAUCCUCAAUAACAUCGAUGGGGUUUAUACGACGGACGUUGAUCUGAGGCAGCAAAAGGCGACCGUGAUCGGAAAUGUCGACGGAGAAACUCUGAUUAGGAAACUGGUGAAGACUGGGAAGCACGCGGAGCUCUGGCCGGAAUCCAACCCCGGCGAACAGAAGAAAAAGAAGAAGAAGAAGAAAUCCAAGGAGAAAGAGAAAGAAAAACAGGAAGACAGCGAUGAAGAAGGUGGAGAAAACGAGAAACCAGCAGCUCCUCAGGUUCAGGAUCCUUCUAAAAGCAGCGAAAACGGCGGCGCCGUGAGAGUUGGGGUUCAGUUUAAGGAGAUGAAGAUGGGUUCAUUAGCAGAGCCUCCGGUGGUGGAGAAGGCAGUCGGGUUCGACGGUGGCGCCGCCGAGACAGGCGGUGGCGGCGCUGCUAAGAAGAAGAAGAAGAAGAGGAGAGGGAAUAAAGCUAGCGGCGGCGGAAAUGGAAACGCCGGUGGAGAGGAAGGCGAGCAGCAGCAGCAGCCGCCCUGCGAUGCGCCGCCACGCAGCGGAUCUCCUCCUCCUCCCACUCACGGUGGCGGUGGUGGUCAAACGCAGGUCCACGGACCGUACCCGGGGACCAAUCACCAGCCGCCACAUCACCACCCGUAUCAAUUCCCUCCGCCACACUAUCACUACGCGCCACCGGUUUACGCGGUGAGCUACAAUACGGCGUACCCCAGCACAAGCUACGGUGCGUCCUACUACGCUCCUCCGCAAUAUUCCUACGCGCACGUCCACCCGCCGUCGGAUCGGGAGCCGUGCCCGGGCUACUCGUCUCGUCCGUCGGAUUCGUUCGAAAUCUUUAGCGAGGAGAAUCCCAAUGCCUGCUCAGUUAUGUGACAUAAAAUGGGGAUGAAGGCUAAUACGUUCUUGUGUCAGUGGGUCUUUCUUCUUAAUGAGUUUACGACAUGGGACCAAUAUUUUUGUUAUGGGAAGUGGUAAAACUGUAAAAUUUGUGGGGGUGAGACAAGAGAUUAGGGGUUUUCCUUUUGUUAACUUUGUUUUUACUGUACCUCUUGUUUUUAUAAGGUUAACUUAGUUCCUAGUUGAACUCUUCUUCUCAAGUUUGGGUAUAUGUUGCCCUUAAUACUACGUAAGAGAUUCGAACUUGAGAUCUUAAGAUUCAGGACUAGAAAUAUUAUCUCGCGUUUGAAUUCUUCGUAUUACGAUUCUUAAUACUAAUAGUAGUUAUCCAAAGUAUAUGGAAUAUGCAUGAUAGAUAUUAUGGGAAGUUUUUAAGUCUAUAUAUUGGAUUUCAUUGAACCAGUUGUCAAACACUAGACAUGCAAUUAAGAAAAUGUAAGAAUGCAU
Linum trigynum is the source of this 2200-nucleotide messenger RNA. The record is from the annotation of a GenBank genome assembly. Lineage: Eukaryota; Viridiplantae; Streptophyta; Magnoliopsida; Malpighiales; Linaceae.